Eremomyces bilateralis CBS 781.70 is the source of this 1118-nucleotide messenger RNA. RefSeq lists its product as uncharacterized. The transcript has a single exon. Lineage: Eukaryota; Fungi; Ascomycota; Dothideomycetes; Eremomycetales; Eremomycetaceae. The record is from RefSeq and is a predicted model, not a curated record. The coding region runs from base 411 to 1034 and encodes 207 amino acids.
CUAAGAACAACAGUUUGAGGUAAGGUAAGGUACCUACUUAGUUACCUGCUAGUUACCUGCUAACUUAGUUAUCAUAUCUAAAUCCUAAUACAUAUUCCUUCCUUAGAGAAUAUCGUCAAUAUUCAUUCUGCCACAAUUCUGUUUUGGUUUCAUUGUUAUUAUGGUCCGCCGAUCGGGUGCCUCUGUUGCUCCCGUCGGAUCCCUCCAUACCCUCGCUCUCACUCGCUCCAUAACACUUCUCAACCGGUUCUUUGCUUAAUUACACUUCAUUUCCCAUUCCCAGCCCAGAGAUGCCUCCAAUUUAUCCAAUCUCCAAUUUCCAUUUCCCAGCCCAAUCGUCCAGCUCGCCCAGCUUAAUUCUGAAUUCCACGUCCUGGCCAUGAGAAGGGAUCGCCCUCCAAAUCAGAUCCAUGGGGAUCGUGUUGCACAGGGCAAUCAACCGAUCCCCAUCUGUCCCGACACAUCCCACUUUGCAUGGGAGGAUGGAGGGUGAUUUACGGAAGAUGAUGUACCUAUCCGCUCGGCGUCUAUCGCUUCCCUUCUCUCUUUACUUUCUCAAGUCAACAGAUGGGAUCGUGGAAAUGAUACCCGACAACACGCCCGAAUUGAUUCCACCUUUGCACUUCCUACAUGGUGGAUUGGCCCUUACAUCAGGAUCAGGCCUGGGUGGCGGCAAUGACACCAGCUACAUAAUAGCGUGCCUGACUGACGGGUUAGUCUCUGUUCGUAGCCGACACGUACAAAUGCACAAAGGUAGGCUAUCAUCACCAUCAUCUCCGUUCCCUUCAGUCGUGGGACAGUUGGAGUGUUGGACGGUUAGACGGUUAGAGCGGAUCGGAGCACCAAAUUGGUUCAUCUCGGCAUCUCGCCAACGCCAACUGGUGACCGGGUUUCCGCUGACAACCGACAAGCGGUCGACAACACCCAUCCAUCUGUCGCAGAUUCGCAGUCCACCUAAGUCUCAAUGUGGGACACGUCCGUUGUCGAUCUCCGCUCCGCUUCAGCCUUCUUUCUUCCCGACAUGGGCGACUUGAGAGUUGAGACAUCUCUCCCGCUCGCUCUCCGUGGCCUCGGUUUUGGUUUCGAGUGGCAACUUUCAACUCACGAAAUAGAUGAUU